UGGUACCCAACGCUCGUGAAGAGGAGGAGGAGGAUGUGGCGCGCGGAGGGGAAAUGGCUGCCGAAAACAAGCCGGAAGGACUGAAGAAAAUCCGUAAUCCGGAUCGAAUGUACAGAUCAGCUGUGUGUUAUUCGGCCCAUGCUCCUCCUAAGAGUGUCAGUGAUGACACAGAGACGAACAAUGAACAUGGACAUUUGAAAAUAUACCUGCCCAAAAAGCUGCUUGAAUGUCUACCAAAAUGCUCCACGUUGCCAAAAGAGAGACACAGGUGGAACACCAAUGAGGAAAUUGCAGCAUACUUGAUAACAUUUGAAAAGCAUGAAGAAUGGUUGACAACAUCCCCUAAAACAAGGCCACAGAAUGGGUCGAUGAUCCUCUACAAUAGGAAGAAGGUGAAGUACAGAAAGGACGGCUACUGCUGGAAAAAAAGGAAAGAUGGGAAGACUACGCGGGAGGAUCACAUGAAGCUCAAAGUACAAGGAGUGGAGUGUCUGUACGGCUGUUACGUCCACUCCUCCAUCAUCCCUACCUUCCACCGCAGGUGCUACUGGCUUUUACAGAACCCAGACAUUGUCCUGGUCCACUACCUGAAUGUGCCAGCUAUCGAGGAUUGUGGGAAGCCAUGUGGACCCAUCCUGUGCUCCAUCAAUACAGACAAGAAAGAAUGGGCUAAAUGGACGAAGGAAGAACUCAUUGGCCAGCUGAAACCCAUGUUUCAUGGCAUCAAGUGGACUUGCAGCAAUGGGAACAGCAGCUCUGGCUUCUCUGUGGAGCAGCUGGUGCAGCAGAUACUGGACAGCCACCAGACCAAGCCUCCUCCCCGGACUCACAACUGCCUCUGCACUGGCACUCUGGGUGCUGGGAGCAGUGUGCAUCAUAAGUGUAACAGCGCCAAACACCGCAUUAUCUCUCCCAAAGUGGACCCCCGUUCAGGUGGUUACAGCAGCACCCACUCUGAGCUCCAGAAUAAUGAUGUGUCCGAGGGUAAGACAGAACACAGCCACAGCAGCAAAAACAGCGGAGCAGGAGGAGGGAACGUACGUGAAAAACGCAACGGCAAGGUCCACAAACCUGCGCUGCUGCACCAGAACAGCACUGAGGUCUCCUCUACCAAUCAGGUGGAAGUGCCAGACACGACCCAGAAUUCCCCUGUGUCCAUCAGCAGCGGGCUGAAUUCUGACCCCGACAUGGCUGACAGCCCAGCGGUCACAGGCAUGGGCCAUGUUGCCUCUGUUAUGAGCAGCCUAUCCCAGAGUGUUUUCAUGUCUGAGGUGACUGGGGAUCCCGUCUACAGCAUGUCCCCCACUGGAGGCCACAAUACCCAUAUUAUGGGCCCCGAUGCCACCUCUCACAGCCUGGUCUUAGGAGUCACCUCUGACAGCCACAAGUUUGCCUUUCCAGGAAGCGGGAGUGCAGAUACAGGUGGUCCCGGAGCAGAUGGGCUGUCCAUGCUCUCUGCCUCCGGCGUCUCUGAGGAGCUUGUCCUCUCCAACAGCCUAGACUCCAGUGGCAUCAAAAUCCCAGAAACCACCAUGAACUUCGACCCCGACUGCUUCCUGAACAACCCGAAGCAGGGCCAGACAUAUGGGGGAAAUGGAUUAAAGCAGGAGAAUGGCACAUCCAGUGCCUCAUCCUCCUCAACAGCUAGCACCAACGGUUUGCAACGCUCACCAACUAUAUCCGAUUCGAACUACGGCUUCAGUUCUGCACUGGUGAAGAACAUCAAGACCGAGGACACCUCCUUCGAGCAACAGCUGGCCAAAGAAGGGAGCUACCAAGUGGGGCCAGUUGUAAGUUGUAGCGUUUCCAGCGGCUCAGGCUCCCAGAACUCACUCACCUUGACCCCUGCUGCCACUCUGCUUCCCUCUGGAGGGGGCCUGAGUCCAAGCACCACCCUGGAGCAGAUGGAUUUCAGCGCCAUCGAUGCGAAGCAGGACUACUCCGCCGGUGCCACAGCAGUAAGUUAUAGCCAGGCAAUGAACAACCUAGCUCACCAGAACCGAUCUCCAAGCUUUUUUCUUCAAGAAGCACCACAGACAGCCCAGAACCAGCAAGGCCGGCAGAGCUCCAGCCAGAAGGGCCACCUUCUGGAACAUAAUACCACUGACGGGGCCUACAUGGGUCUGCAGGUUGUAAAGACCGAAUCUCCUGGUAGCAAUGGCCACCUCCACCACCAUCACACCCACCAGGGCCAACAUAUACCCAACUGCAAUGGAGGCUCACCCACCGAGGGACAAGGACAGACUGGCUCACUGCAACUUCUUCAGUACCAAGGAGGUUUCCCAGGCCUUGGUCCUGAGCAUGAGGAAGUGGUCGGCAUGGAUCAGAACCGCAAUGUUGGGUCCAGCCAGUCUCGUGCCACUGAAAAUGGGACAGAUGGUAUCCUAAAGUCUGGGGAUCAUCUACAAGCCUGCGGAGGAGGAAGCGGAGAGAGCGGAGGAACAGAUCACUUCAUGCAGCAGAGCUCUGAUAACGGAGCCGGAGCUGAGGCCGUGGCUUUGAGGAAUGGAACCACCACAAGUGGGCCCAACAGCAGCUCGCAACAGCAACUCCAGCCACUGCUUCAGGGAGCUAAUUUGGUACAGGGGCUCUACAACACUCACCACGGGCUUAGUGGGGCUGGAGCCAAUGGCGGAGGAGGCACGGGGAUGGAAAUCAGCUUGGAUCAUUUUGACAUCUCUUUUGGAAACCAGUUUUCUGACCUCAUCAACGAUUUCAUCUCAGUGGACAGCGGAGCCACAGCGGUAGGGGCUGCAGGGACGUUAUACACCCACCAGCUGGUGGCUCCGCCUGGGUCGGAAGGAACAGCCACCUCAGGUGGGAACCAACAGCAAGGUCAAGAGGAUGCAACCAACAGGGCAGCAGGAUAUAGCCCCUCAGAGCUUUGCCUCCAGUCGUGCUAGCCCCAGUCUUUAGGUGGAGGUGCUGGUGCUGGCGGAGGCUCAGGAGAGACAGGCUCACUGGCCUACAUGCAUGUCGCUGAAGUAGUGUCAGCAGCAGUGGCCCAGGGCACUCUGGGAAUGUUGCAGGCCACUGGGCGACUUUUCAUGGUCACAGACUACUCUCCAGAGUGGUCCUACCCAGAGGGCGGUGUGAAGGUCUUAAUCACAGGGCCAUGGCAAGAAGACAGCAGCAGCUACACCUGUCUGUUUGAUCAGAUCUCUGUCCCUGCCUCCCUCAUCCAGCCCGGAGUUUUACGUUGCUACUGUCCCGCCCAUGACACAGGCUUGGUGACUCUGCAGGUGGCUGUCAGUAAUCAAAUCAUCUCUAACUCGGUUGUGUUUGAGUAUAAAGCCCGUGCACUGCCCUCCCUACCUUCAUCCCAGCAUGACUGGCUGUCACUUGACGAUAACCAGUUCAGAAUGUCCAUCCUGGAGCGGCUGGAACAGAUGGAGCGCAGGAUGGCUGAGAUGGCCGGUCAGCAGCAGCAGGGCAGCGGAGGAACAGCAGGGACUGGAGGAGGAGGUGGAGGAGGAGGAGGAGGAAACGGAGGCUCUAAUAGCCAGUCUCAGUGUGUCUCAGGACAAGCAGGAAGCUCUUUUGAGAGUCGUGUGGUUGUUGUUUGUGAGAAGAUGAUGAACAGGGCCUGCUGGGCCAAAUCUAAACAUCUGAUUCACUCCAAGACCUUCCGGGGAAUGACCUUGCUACACCUUGCUGCAGGCCAAGGCUACGCCACCCUCAUCCAGACUCUCAUCAAAUGGCGCACGAAGCAUGCAGACAGCAUUGAUCUGGAACUUGAGGUGGACCCUCUCAACGUGGAUCACUUCUCUUGUACUCCACUGAUGUGGGCUUGUGCAUUGGGUCACCUAGAGGCAGCUGUGGUCUUGUACAAGUGGGACCGGAGAGCACUGGCCAUCCCAGACUCUCUAGGGCGCCUGCCCCUCUCUAUCGCCCGUUCCCGUGGCCACACCAAGCUGGCAGAGUGUCUGGAGCAGCUCCAGAGGGAGGAACAGCAGCAGCAGCAGACCCCAUCCUCUUUACCCCCCACCUCUAGCAUGUCUUUCUCUCCCAACCCCGACAUCCCCACCUCCAAUAGCUGGAUGGUCAGUUGGAGCAGUGACAGUAUGGUGGCCCCCAGCGGGCAGAACACUGGUACAGCCACCACUACUACAACCCCUUGCACAAAUCAGAACCCUGAUUUGAGAAGACCGAGAUCAGAGCCCUCCAGCUAUUAUAGCAACGAGUGCCAGCGGGACCUCCCCCUCGCCAAAAAACACAAGCCCAACCCCGAGCUUGUGCAAGCACAGCUGGAUAAGCCCAUGUCAGUUCCCUUGAACAUGGAGCAGCAGACACAUAAACUGUCAACCAGCCCUAAGACCCUUCCUUCCACCCCGUCCAGCCCGGAUAAGAGCGUCUCAGAGGAGAGUUUGGGGACAGUAGGUAUCCCGCAAGCCAAGAUGGCCUCUUACCGCGGAGGGCAUAAAUGGGGCACUAGAGAAGUGCUCAGGAAGGGGGGCAUCAGCGGGGUAGGAAAGGAGAAGUUGGCCAGCCGGUUGCGACAGCGUGGCGAGUCCUUCAGCAUGCUGGGAAUGGUGGAGAGAGAGAUGGUAGACACUGAGAUACUUUCUUACAAGGAGGAUCUAGAGAACCAGGACUGCCUCUCGCACAUGGAAGACCUGCAGGCGAAUAUGAUGAGCCUGGCAGAGCACAUCAUUGAGGCCACUCCGGAGCGUAUCAAGCGGGAACAUUUUCCAACCAUGGAGUCUGUUCCUCUGGACAACAGUGGACUCACCAACACCAUGAGCUGGCUAGCCAGUUACCUGGGAGACGUGGAACACCUGCCCAGCAUCAUCCACUUGAGUCCCAUAUACGGUGAACCCCUGACCCCUCCCUCCAACCCUAGCCUGAGCCCGGGUAACUCGCCCAUGCGUGAGGGUCAGUUUGAGAAGCCGACCUUGCCCGCUCCGUCCGAGUGGAGUGAGUUUCUCAGAGCCUCCAACAGCAAAGUGGAGAGAGAGCUAGCCCAGCUCACGCUGUCCGACCCCGAGCAGAGGGAGCUCUACGAAGCUGCACGGCUGGUGCAGACCGCUUUCCGCAAGUACAAGGGACGCCCACUGCGCGAGCAACAGGAAGUAGCCACCGCUGUCAUUCAGCGCUGUUACAGGAAGUACAAGCAGCUAACAUGGAUAGCCUUGAAGUAUGCACUUUAUAAGAAGAUGACGCAGGCCGCCAUCCUUAUCCAGAGUAAGUUCCGCAGCUACCAUGAGCAGAAGAAGUUCCAGCAGAGCCGGCGGGCGGCUGUGCUGAUCCAGCAGUGCUACCGCAGCUACAGAGAGUUCGGCCGGCUGAGGCCUCACCGCAGAGCGGCCACCGCCGCACUGGUCCAGCACAAACUCAGAAGCAGUCUUCUCACUAAGAGGCAGGAUCAGGCCGCCCGCAAGAUUAUGAGGUUCCUCCGCCGUUGCCGCCACAGCCCCUUGAUGGACCAUAGACUAUUCAAGCGGAGUGAGAGAAUUGAGAAAGGCCAGGGAACAUGAGAGCGUCCAGAAGAGCCCCCUCACAAUGUGACAUUACUCUCCAGACUCUUCCUUUCAGUUUUUCUGUUUCAACCAGAGACGUUUUACAAGAGGAAAAAAAAUAGCAAGAACACUGCAACUCUUACUACUACUGUAUGACUGAUACUUCGGCUACUAAACAACUGGGUUUUUUCAUAUCUCUUUAUUCCUUCUGUUUCUUUUAUGAAGGAAAGAGCCAACUGCUGUGGAUCAAAAACUCUAAGGACGUUGUUUUAGGAGGAACAACAUUUGCUUCAUGGCAUUUUUUGCACUUUUUAAAGGAUUGAUUUGUCAUUUUAGAUGAGCAUUUAAAUGUUUUGUUUGAAAAAAAAAACAAAAAAAAAGGAUGGAUGGAAGUCCUGCUCUUCAGUGGCUCAUAAAGAGAAGAUAAAUGAAGUGAGAAAGAAAGAGAGAAGAUGACAAAAUAUGGAGUCAACACAGAAACAUGGCCGGACCUGUUCCGAGUGUAUUUCAUAGUUUUCAAAAGAAGUGUUUAGUGGGUAAAAUUGUUACCAAAAUAAUGAAUAAUUCAUGAAUUAGUUUUUGUACAUGCUUUACUCCACAACCAGACAAAUUCGUCAGAAACUUCUUCCAGUCUGUCCCUUACGCUCACCCGUCUUCUCAGCUACAAGAGGACUGGGUUGCUAAUGAAUGUAAGAGGGAAACGAGCAGGCUUGGGUUACGUGUCAAAUGCUGAUGUUGAUCUGCUAACAAGAUGUGUGAAAACACAGGUAUACAUACAAUUUUAACCAACAACUAUUUUCAAAUUGAUGCUAUUCUGCCAGUUCAAAGUUAGCGAGACGUCACAGUGCAGUGGAUCGCUCCAGGCAGAUCUUGUCUUAUGCAUGCUUGAAACUAGGCCGCAGUCUUUUCAUCGUUUUGUUUUUAACUCCAUGAAUGUACUGGAGACACCAAAUGUCAUCACCUCUGCCCAUCAUUUACUAUUGGCACGUUUGUAAAGUUUUCUUUUGUUAAUCCAAUGUUAAACAGUCACUUUGUUCAGUUGAAAAUCAACUUCAGAGGUUUUCUAAGCUCUUUAAAGGAAAAUUACAUGCAUUGCCUUGAUAUCUUUGACAUACUUUGAAGGGUCUCCACACCUGGGGUUAGACAAAUCCAUAUUUUUGACAAUUGAGCGGUUCCUGUACAUAAAGAGGGUUUCCGGUACGCAAAGUAAAACAUUUAUCUAAGCGGGAUUGUAUUUAAGAAAUAUAUUAUUUUACUCAUUGAAAGGGAUCAAAACAGAUUAGCGUCAAAAUCUGAAUAUUUGUAUAGUUUUGUUUGAAUGCCUAAGAAGUAUGGUUGUAUCGUUUGUACAUAGUGUAAAUACCUGGGAUAAAGUCAAGCUACUGUAUGUGCAUGACAAAAAUGAACAAAGAUACAAAAAAAAAGAGUUCAAAAGCAUUAGUGGCUAUGCUCUGAAAAAUUAUUUCACUAUAAGAGUAUUUUAUUUUACUUUGAAUGUUCUUGAGAAGAACAUUUUGCUAAAGCAUGACUUUCCUGCAAUUAUGAAAAAUACUGUAUUUAAGAGGUAGGAGAAAAGGCAAAAUGAUCAUUAGGUUAUGUUUACAUCCGUUUGUUUUUUCUGGGCUACCAAGAAUCUUUUUGCCAAUGGUGCCAAGUAAUGUGAAUGCUACUGCUUAAAGGAAGUUAAUCAUUGCUGAACAGAUAAUCACCUGGUAAAACGCGAUCAGAUUCACUUGCAUUCAGCAGCAUAACCCGUCAACACAGUCGGACAAGGAUGAUGGUGUAUUCAGGAAGGAUCUUUAAGUGUAUCACAUAUCUCAUUUGGUUUCUUUGUACUGUAUAUUUGUUUGUUUUGUGUUUCAUAAGUCUGAAUACUUUUGUAUCAUGUCAUUGAAAUGAUGUAAAGUAUGUUUUUCUGUUAUGAAUGCAGGUAGUUUAAGUGUAACAUUCUGACAGUCUAAUUCAACAAGAUGUGCAAAAAACCCUGUGAGUUGACAGUAAAGAAAUCCACACUGCUUCACUGAUUGAAAGAUUGGGUUCCCAGUUAUGCAUUUAAAUGGGAUUCUUUUGGUGCUAAAACGUUGGCGUCAAGGGCCAAGAUAGACCUCCAAAGAUCAAUCCGUUUCACCGGUGUUGCAGUGACGUUACUUUUAACAGCAGGUGUAGCCGUGGCUUUUGAAAAGGAGAAAGUAUGUGAAAGCGCUCUUGAAAAUGAGUUAAUGCACUAAAAAUGUGUAGAUUUCAGUUUCCCCUCAUGUCAAAAUGCUUUUUGUUAUAUUUUAUAUUUGCGAAGAGAAUGAUAUGUAAAUGUUUUCUUCAGAGUGCUUAUGUUGGAAGUGCCUGAUCAUAUUCUAAAUCCAGCGAGCCGUGUCAGUCUGCAUGUGAGGUUUGCGAUGGACUGGCAUUAGCGAGAAGUGUCCGUUUUUAUUUACCUUUACGUAACUUGUUUCUUUGUCCGUGCUUUCUCCGUGUAUUUCAUUUUAACCCACCAGGAAUUUAUGGCUUCGUCAUAACUCACGUCCUCUAUUGGAACUGCCAGAUGAACCGGCGAGGACUGCAGAUUCAGUCCGGCUGGUUCUUGCCUUGCAUUCAUCAUUCCGGUAGCAGUUUAGGUUGUCAGCUGAUGCACUGCGGUGGCAACUCGAGUCUUAUUAUGCUUGCAUGGGUAACAUAGAUAACCGGGUGGCUGAAACAGCACCCAAAGCAUGCUUAUUUUUGUAGAUUUGGUAGUCAGGUAGACUUGUCGAAGAAAUACUGUUCUGUAAAGCAGCUGGUUUUAUGGGUUGCAGAACUUGAAACAGACCGAGGGCUUCGAAACGUAACCUUACAAUACAAAAAGUCAAAACAGCUGGCAAAUUGUCAGUAGGCUACUACUCAUAUUUACAGGGGCAGCAUGAAUCUUUUUUUUUUUUUUUUCAAAUAGAAUUUGGCUUCCUGUUUCGUUUAUGAAUUCAGUUUCACUCCACUUUUCAUUUACAUUCCCAUUGUUUUCAACUACUCCACCAUAAAAACAGGUUAAAAAAAACGUGUGUACCUCAUUCGAAAACACGCGCCACAGAACUGUGUCCAUAUCCGCGUUAAAGUGUCCAUGGCACUAGUGCAGUUGAAACCUCGGGUGUGAAUCUGACGGGUUCACUUUUGUAUCUUAACUCAGGUGCCAAACUGGAGAAAAGGAGGAGAUAGAGCAGGUCACUUGAGAAUUAGUUGCUGCUUAUUGGGAAACGAGCCAGACUGUCCUGAUCAAAUUACUGUGAUUCUGAACAUGUCAUGCUGUUCACCUUUUUUUAAUCAACUAUGUGAGCUGAGUUGGCGUACCCUAGGUCCCUAAAAACCGGUUUGUCGAAAGCUGGUGUUCACUGACUGGUGUUGUAUAAGAGUGAUUAAGCCCGUUGCAAUGGAGCAGGUCUACGUGAAUGCGUCUGAUGCUUGUGUAAAUAUGCAUGGAUGUUUCGGUUCAGUGCAGCUUCUCCGGAUCCUAUAGUCACUGUAUAAACACACUGCCGUGGAUAUACUGUAUCACAAUAAUGAAAAAGUGCUGCUCAGAUCGAUUCAUCAACAUCAUCAUCACUUUAUUCUAGUCAUAGAUAGACGUUUCAAAACAUUUAAAAGAAUAGCUGUAGUUUAUAAACGCCAGACAAUAACCUCAUCUGGUCGCAUACGGGUUCAUUUUGACAAUUCUGCUUCAGCUUUAACGGUAUCACAGCUCAGCCCACAGAAGAUACCUCAUCAGUUUUGUUUGUCGCAUCGACGACUUCGAACAGAGACUGCCUUUCCUGCGCAUCCAUUCUUUAGAACAGGGCCCUAGGAAACAUCCCACCACUCAUGGACACAGAGCAAUAAGCAAUUCCUGAAGUGGAGACCUGUAGACCUAAUGGGGACAGUGAUCUGUUGGACACACGUAGCUGACUUACUCUUAUGCAAAUGCCAGUAUUGUGAGAUUAGAAUGCAGUAGUUUAAGGACAGUGCUUAUACGACACCCUUCAUGGAGCUGCACGUUUUCAUCCCUUUCAAACCCAGAAAAUAGCGGCCCUGCCUUUAUUACAAGCUACACUUGGGGCUCUCUACACUUUGCAUGUUAAACUAGUGUUAGAUCUACUUUUCCUCUCCUCUCUAGCUGUCUUUCUCUGUGUCUUUCCCGAUUAUGUAGCCCUCUCCUUUCCUGAUGACCCCUGAUUUUUGUUUUUUGUUUCUUCUUUUUUAAAUGUCUUUGUUUUUCUUCCUUCCCCCUGGUUUGAGCAAUUUAUUUUUGUAAUUGUGCAUGUUAAAGAGUCACUGAAUCGAUGGAUAUGUUAAAAAAGAGAAUUCAGCUGCUGAAGCCAUGCAAAAUGUUUUGAAUUGCCCUUAAAAUAUGAAAGAUGUUUUCUGAAUGCUUUAUAUUCUCUCUGCUGUAAAAUAAUAAAAA
This is a messenger RNA of Onychostoma macrolepis, 9861 nucleotides long. It is a transcript of the gene camta1a, whose product is annotated as calmodulin binding transcription activator 1a. Lineage: Eukaryota; Metazoa; Chordata; Actinopteri; Cypriniformes; Cyprinidae. Gene Ontology annotation, molecular function: double-stranded DNA binding; protein binding; transcription coregulator activity. Gene Ontology annotation, biological process: regulation of transcription by RNA polymerase II. Gene Ontology annotation, cellular component: nucleus. The record is from RefSeq and is a predicted model, not a curated record.